CGCCAUUCCAUUGUACUCGCCGCGGCAUCGCAGCCGACAUGGAGAAGCUACAGGAGUUGAGUCUGGUGUCGAAGGUGUGCUCGGAGCUGGAGAGCCACUUGGGUAUGAGCGAUCGCACGAUUGCCGAGUUCAUCAUCAACAUGGCCCGAGAAUCCGCGGACGGCAAGAAGUUUCAUGCUACGUUGAAAGAGCAAGACGCAGAAGUGCCCGAGAAAUUUGCCCUCCAUCUUUAUCAGGUGAUCCACACGAUGUCAAAGAAACCGAAAGUCGCCAAGACGAGUGUCAUGCCAGACAAGAACAACCCGUUUCCAGGCCUUGCGCGACCCAACACAAAGCCCAUCAAUGACGAAGAGAUCGAUAUUGACGACAUUCCAGGGCUGCACCCAGAAGACAAAGCACAAGCGCUUCCUCCUCCAUCGUCCAGUCGUCCCCGCGACGACGACAGGAGAGAUCGUCGGCGUGCCUCGCCACCUCGGCGCUCCCACUACUCGUCGUCGCGAAGGAGUCGCAGUCGGUCGCCGGAUCGCAAGUAUGGCGGCAGCAGCCGUCGUCGCUCUCGAUCCCGAUCUCCCCGUGGCAGUAGCUCAAACGGUCCGAUCGAAAUGCACGGCAUAUACCGGGGCCGCGUUGUCAAGAUCAUGGAUUUCGGCGUAUUCGUCGAGCUGGAACACCGCGACCGCCAUGAAGGCCUCGUGCAUGUGAAAAACUUGAGCGACAAGGUGCGUGUGUCGAACGUGCGUGACUUUGUCCGGCGCGGCGACCGCGUAUGGGUCAAAGUUAUCAGCCAGGCAGGGUCGAAGCUGUUGUUGUCGAUGAAGGACGUGGACCAGACCACCGGUCGCGACUUGCUUCCACAGCGGAGCGGCGGCAGCGAUGUCGCCCGCGACACCAAGGCUUGGGUGAAUGCGUCUGCGCCCGGCAUGCAACAGAGCGCGCAAGACGCGUACGAGAACGAGAAGCCGCGCGCGGCGAAGCGACUGUCGUCCCCCGAACGGUGGGAAAUCCGCCAGUUGAUCAACUCGGGCGUGCUCCCGAUGUCCGAGUACCCGACCUUCGACGAGGAGCAGGGGGGAAUGCUCGACAUCGAAGAGACAGAGGAGGAGUUUGAGGUCGAAUUGAACGAGGAAGAGCCGUUGUUUCUACGUGGCCAGACGAAAGCGAGCAUGGAGGUGUCCCCGGUCAAGAUUGUCAAGAACCCGGACGGGUCCCUGUCGCGCGCGGCCAUGACGCAGUCGACGCUGGCGAAGGAGCGGCGCGAGAUGCGUCAAACGCAGGCAAACCAGUUGCUCGAUUCGAUUCCGAAAGACUUGAACCGGCCAUGGGAAGAUCCGAUGCCGGAAGCCGGGGAGCGCCAUUUUGCCGCCGAGCUGCGCGGCAUGCACAUGGGCGGCGCGGCGUUCGACAUGCCCGAAUGGAAGGAAAAAACACAGGGGAAAGCGUCGCUCAGCUACGGCCACGUCUCGUCCAAGUCGAUGAUCGAGCAGCGCGAGUCGCUUCCCGUGUUUAAGCUCAAGCGCCAACUCAUGGAAGCGAUUCAAAACAACCAAGUGCUCGUUGUGAUCGGGGAAACCGGGUCGGGCAAAACGACCCAGAUGACGCAGUACAUGGCCGAGAUGGGGCUCACGGCCCACGGCAUCAUCGGGUGCACGCAGCCUCGGCGCGUCGCUGCAUCGUCCGUCGCCAAGCGCGUCGCAGAAGAGUUUGGAUGUGCGUUGGGGCAAGAAGUCGGGUAUUCCGUCCGAUUCGAUGACGUGACGUCGCCCGACACGGUCAUCAAGUACAUGACGGAAGGGAUGCUCAUGCGCGAGUACUUGGCCGACAACCAAUUGCGCCGGUACUCGGCCAUCAUCCUCGACGAAGCGCACGAGCGCGGGAUUAACACGGACAUCUUGUUUGGCUUGCUCAAGGCGCUCCUGAAAACGCGGCCGGAGCUCAAGAUCGUCGUGACCAGUGCCACCCUGGACGCGGAGAAGUUUUCGCGUUACUUUUUGGACUGCCCGAUCUUUACAAUUCCUGGGCGAACGUUUCCCGUCGAGAUUCUGUACACAAAGGAGCCGGAAGCCGACUACUUGGACGCUGCCCUCAUCACCGUCAUGCAGAUUCAUCUGAGCGAGCCGGAAGGCGACAUCCUCGUGUUCCUGACGGGGCAGGAAGAAAUUGACACAGCGUGCGAGGUCUUGUACCAGCGCAUCAAGGCGCUUGGCGCCCUCGCCCCGGAACUCAUUAUUUUGCCCGUCUACGGGGCGCUGCCGUCGGAAAUGCAGACGCGGAUCUUUGAACCUGCGCCCAAGGGCAGUCGCAAGUGCGUCGUCGCGACCAACAUUGCUGAAGCGUCGCUCACGAUCGACGGCGUUUACUACGUUGUCGACCCCGGGUUUUGCAAAGAGAAAGCGUUCAAUGCGAAGGUCGGGAUGGACUCGCUCAUCGUGGUACCGUGCUCGCAAGCGUCGGCGCGCCAACGCGCCGGCCGUGCCGGCCGCACGGGACCGGGCAAGUGCUACCGCCUGUACACAGAGAACGCGUACAAGAACGAAAUGCUUCCGACUGCGGUGCCGGAGAUUCAGAGGUCCAAUUUGGGGAUGGUCGUGCUCCAGCUCAAAGCGAUGGGAAUCAACGACCUGAUGGGAUUCGACUUUCUCGACCCGCCACCGGUGCCGGCCUUGGUCAGCGCCAUGGAAAACUUGUACGCGCUCGGCGCGCUCGACGACGAAGGCCUGCUCACGCGCCUCGGCAAGAAGAUGGCCGAGUUUCCCAUGGACCCUCAAAUGGGCAAAGUGCUCUUGACGAGCGUCGUCCUGGGCUGCGCAGAAGAGAUCCUGACGAUCUUGAGCAUGCUGUCCGUCGAGAACAUUUACUUUCGGCCGAAAGACAAGCAGGCGGCGGCCGAUUCGAAGAAAGCCAAGUUUCACCAGCCUGAAGGCGACCAAUUGACUCUCCUGGCCGUGUACGAAGCAUGGAAGCACGCCAAGUUUAGCAACCCAUGGUGCUACGAGAACUUUAUCCAAGCGCGGGCCAUCCGCCGCGCGCAGGACGUCCGGAAGCAGCUCCUGUCGAUCCUCGAUCGAUUCAAGAUGGAGGUGGUCAGCGCUGGGAAAAACUACAACAAGAUUCGACGUGCUAUUGUGUCGGGGUACUUUGCCAACACGGCAAAGAAGGAUCCGCAGGAAGGGUAUCGCACGAUGGUCGAAGGCCAGCCCGUCUACAUCCACCCGUCGUCCGCACUCUUCAACAAGAAUCCCGAGUGGGUGGUGUACCAAGAGCUCGUGCUCACGACGAAAGAGUACAUGAGGAACGUCAUGGCGAUCGAGCCCAAGUGGCUGGUCGAACUCGCGCCCGCGUUUUUCAAGAAGGGCGACCCGACCAAACUCACAAAGCAGAAGAAAGCGCAAAAGAUCGAGCCUCUCCACGACCGAUUCAACCCCCCCGACUCGUGGCGCCUCAGCAAGCGGCGUGGGUAAGCGCGGUGCACGCCCGUGGUGGCAGCUACUGUAAACUCGACACGGACGACCGUCGAUUUCCCAGUUUUUUAAUCACGUGUCCGGCUCUGACA
Aphanomyces invadans is the source of this 3550-nucleotide messenger RNA. Its product is annotated as ATP-dependent helicase HrpA. Bases 39 to 3458 code for a protein of 1139 amino acids. The transcript has a single exon. Gene Ontology annotation, biological process: spliceosomal complex disassembly. Gene Ontology annotation, molecular function: ATP binding; RNA binding. Gene Ontology annotation, cellular component: intracellular anatomical structure; catalytic step 2 spliceosome. The record is from RefSeq and is a predicted model, not a curated record. NCBI's taxonomy places the organism in Eukaryota, Oomycota, Saprolegniomycetes, Saprolegniales, Verrucalvaceae.